AUGCCACUUCCAAGUGCAGACGAACUUGAACAACUUCCUGAGAUUGAGAAGCAGUGGGCCGUUAAGGCCAUGCACCAUGCAGAAACAUAUUUCAAGUUGAUAUCUUCUGUUGAUGGCAAAUCCCUUCGUUUAACCUCAAUCGAUGACGAAAUCUAUGAAGAUUUUAUGAGGACGUUUCCCGAUUUUUCUAUAGCGGAGGUAGAUGAAGAUGCCAUGAAAACACCCGAAGCAAAGAACACCUGGCGUGAAUGGAUGAUGAAGUAUGAAAAAAGAGUUAAUGAUUAUAAUUUUGGCACCUUGCUAAGAAAGAAUGUUAAUGGAGAUUAUACUGAAGAAAACACAAUAUUUG
Molecule: messenger RNA, 349 nt
Organism: Racocetra persica
Lineage: Eukaryota; Fungi; Glomeromycota; Glomeromycetes; Diversisporales; Gigasporaceae
Source: the annotation of a GenBank genome assembly